Molecule: messenger RNA, 2974 nt
Organism: Rubroshorea leprosula
Lineage: Eukaryota; Viridiplantae; Streptophyta; Magnoliopsida; Malvales; Dipterocarpaceae
Source: the annotation of a GenBank genome assembly
UCUGUCAUUCUCAUGAUAUAUAUUAAUUUGCUGUAUAUAACUAUAUAUUGUUUGUUUGUUAGAUCAUCCACGUUAUGGCAAUGACAAAUACUAGUACUGCAACUUUGAUUGUCCCUCAACUUCUAAAAAGGGGCAAUUAUAAGAGUUGGAGCAUCUUCAUGGAAGACUAUUUGAUUUCUCAAGAGCUUUGGGAUGGUAUUUUUGUUCCAUUUAUAUUCAGCGCUGAUCAUCCGCUGCUUAGUGAAUCUGAGUGGAGAAAAAGGAAUGCUACUGCUCUGAAUGCCGUUAAGAUUUCAUGCGGACCAGAAAGCUUUGUUCGUAUAAAGUAUACCCGUUCAGCAAAAGAUGCUUUGGAUAUGUUAGCAGAAAUGCAUGAAACAGAAACUGAAACUGAUGAAAGCACUCCAAAGGCAAGCAAUCCUCCGCUUUGGGUGGCAACUACGAUUGUCCCCGAACUUCUAGAAAGAGGCAAUUAUGAGAGGUGGAGCAUUUUCAUGAAAAACUACUUAGUUUCGCAAGGUCUCUGGGUGGUUACUCAACGCAGUUUAAGGCCUCUUGGAGUUUCUAAAAGGGAGUGGAGAAAAAAGACCGCUGCCGCUCUGCAUGCAAUUCAAAUUUCAUGUGGAGAAGAAAACUUUAAUCAGAUAAAGAAGAUCAAUUUGGCAAUAGAAGCUUGGGAUAAGUUGAAAAAAAUAAAUAUUGAAGAGCAGAAAUCAAAAACAGAUAAUUCAGAACAUGAAGAAGGAGAAAGAGAAGGAGAAAAAAAAGGAGAAGAAGAAGAAGCAGAAGAUGGAGAAAAAGAUGAAGAAGGAGAAGGAGUAACAGGAGAAGGAGUAGAAGGAGAAGGAGAAGGAGAAAAAAAAGGAGAAGAAGAAGAAGCAGAAGAUGGAGAAAAAGAUGAAGAAGGAGAAGGAGUAGAAGGAGAAAAAAAAGGAGAAGAAGAAGAAGCAGAAGAUGAAGAAAAAAAUGAAGAAGAAGAAGAUGAAGAAAAAGAUGAAGAAGAAGAUGAAGAAGAAGAAGAAGAAACUCCAAAGAUUAAUUCUGCAAGUAUGAUUGUCCCUGAACUUCUUGCAAGUGACAAUUAUAAGAGAUGGAGCAUCUGUAUGAAAAGCUAUUUAGUUUCUCAAGAUCUUUGGGAUGCUGUUCUAUACAGUUGGGCGCCAACUGGAGUUGAUACAAAGGAGUGGAUUAAAAAGGAUGCUGCUGCUCUGCAUGCAAUUCAGAUUUCAUGUGGACCAAACAAAUUUGAUGAAAUUGAGGAAAUAAAUUCCGCCAAAACUGCUUGGAAUACCUUGAAGCAAAAACAUAUAGAAAAGCAUCCCGAAGAUGGUCCUCCCCUUCCUUUGAUUGAUUUCCUGGAAAAGAAAGGGUUCCAAACUAUGGAAAGGCCUCAGUCCCUAAUUGUGCAGAAUGCAAUUGACAAAGGGGAUGUUAACGCUGUAAUGGACUUUUUUAAUAGAAAUCCAGGGGCAGAAAAAUUCAGUUUUUGGAGAGGUGACACUUGUCUUCAUUACGCAGCUGGAGUUGGCAAGUCAAACAUUGUCAAGGCAUUGCUUGAGAGUACGCCUGCAGUGCAAAAGGAUCCAUGGGAUAAUACAGCUCUAGCAGUUGCUACUACGUAUGGAAAUACCGAGGUUGCAAAAUAUUUAGUUAGUGAGGAUUCUUCUUUGCUUUCUAUGGUAAAUCCCGAUGAAGAUAUCCCGGUAGUACAGGCAUGUAGACAAGGGCAUAAGGAGGUGACAAACUUUCUCUAUUCUGAAACCCCAUUCGAAAUGCUAUUAUGCGAAAAUGGAAAACAAGGAUCCAAAUUACUUCGUUGGUGUUUCAGUUCCAAAAGAUUUGAUAUCAUGUUGGAUGUACUUCACCGUGGUCAAAGUUUAAUUGAUGAAAAUUGGAAGGUUCUUUUGGAUGGAUUCGCCCGAACGCCAACAGCAUUCAGCAGUGGAAGUGGGCUAACAUUUUGGCAACGAUGGAUCUAUGAGUAUUUGAAGGUAUACAUACCUAGCGAUUUUACUGUUGUUAUUAUCAAUCAGAAAGGAAAACAAUUUGAAGAGAUGCCAUUACCAGGUCGAUUAUGGAGAUUGGCUUCAUUGCUUCUUCCAUUCUUAGGUAUAAAGCAAAUACAUGCUUUAAAGUUGAGUCAUGGCUUCGCCCAUGCAAUUCUAUGUUUGAUCUGUCAGCACUUAACAAAAUUACAGUUGAGGACAGUGGAGGACAUGACUGCACCAAGGAAGGCACUCACCAGUGCGAUUAAGAAUGGCAUUUAUGAUUUUUUAAUUGAAAUGGUCAAAACUAAUGCAGACUUACUUAUUGCACCGGUGCCGGCGAAUGAUGAGACUAUAAGUAGAAACUUUCUCAUGGAUGCUAUUGAAUUUCGUCAGGAGAAAAUUGCUCGCUUUCUUAUUGGACUCCCCGUUGGCACUGUAUUUAUCAAUUCACCGGAUUAUUCAAGGGAGAACAAUAUAUUACAUGUGGCAGGUAGAUUGGCUUUUGAUUCUCAACUUUCUCACAUUUCUGGUGCUGCUCUACAGAUGCAAAAAGAGAUACAAUGGUUCAAGGAGGUAGAAAGCCUUGUUAACCAGCGUGAUAAAGAUGCCAAAAACGGCAAUGGUGAAACUCCUUACCAAGUUUUGGCUAGAGAGCACAAGGUCUUGCUUAAGGAAGCAGAGGAUUGGAAUAAAGGGUUAGCAAAAUCAUAUAUAAUUGUUGGCGCUCUCAUCAUCACCGUAAUGUUCGCCGCAGCUUUUACCCUUCCUGGGGAAUUCAAGGAUCGAAGGCGGAGAUGCAUACCUAAGGGAGCAGUGGUGGCUGCAGACUAGCAGGAAGUUACGAACGCCACGAAUGACGGAAACAGAUUUUAUUUUCAGAGUCCGUUGUUUUCAUUUGGGUCGUGUCCAUUUUUUCUGGCCUUACCUUGCUAGGCCUACACUUCUUUUGGGCUUAGUUCCUGAAAAAAUACAUUUUUAAGGCCUGG